Rotaria sp. Silwood2 is the source of this 1620-nucleotide messenger RNA. The record is from the annotation of a GenBank genome assembly. NCBI's taxonomy places the organism in Eukaryota, Metazoa, Rotifera, Eurotatoria, Philodinida, Philodinidae.
AUGGUUAUAGAGCAGCAGCAAAAUAAUUCAGACAAUAAUCAAACUGCAUCAGACGACAAUAGUCUAUCCGACGAAGGCGAUAGACGAAUUAUUGAACUCGGUUACGAGCCUGUCUUCAAACGUGAAUUUGGCCGGCUCUCUUCAUUUUCCUUCGCCUUCUCCAUUUCUGGUCUCUAUGCUACAAUUGCAACGACAUUUAUCUAUGGUUUGCAAGCGGGUGGUGCGCCGGCACUCGUCUGGUGUUGGCUAAUUGCUGGCUCAGGGUGUAUGUGUAUUGCAUUGAGUGUUGCUGAACUCGUUUCUGCCUAUCCAACGUCAGGUGGACUCUAUUUCACGUUGAAAUAUCUUGUCCCAACUGAGCAUGUUCCGUUGACGUCGUGGCUCUGCGGCUGGUUAAAUCUUCUCGGGCAAGUCGCUGGAGUUGCUUCGACAGACUAUGGAUGUUCGCAACUUCUACUUGCUGCCAUCAGUAUGGGCACAGGAUUUCGUUAUCAACCAACUGCUGGACAUACCGUUGGUGUCAUGGCUGCAAUUAUUAUUCUUCACGGCUUUAUCAAUAGUCUCACCACGAAAUGGCUUGAUCGAGUUACAAGAUGGUAUGCCAUCUUUCAUCUAGCUGUAUUAGUAUCGGCAAGUAUCGUCUUGUUGGUGUUUCAAAAAGAAAAACACUCAACGAAGUACGUGUUCAUUGAAGUUCAACCACAUAGUGGCUGGAGUCCUGUUGGAUUCUCGUUUCUAUUUGGAUUCCUUUCCGUUGCCUGGGCAAUGACAGAUUAUGAUGCAACAGCACAUAUUGCAGAAGAAAUUCAGAAUGCAGCUGUACGCGCUCCACAGGCAAUUGCUUCUGCUCUCUUCCUCACUUACAGUCUCGGUUUCCUCUUUAACAUUGUUCUCGCCUUCACUAUGGGAGACAUUGGCGAUCUUCUCUCCUCACCAACAGCCCAACCAUUUGCUCAGAUCUUCUACAACGUUCUCGGUGCAACAGGUGGCAUUCUUUUUACACUCUUUGCCUUCAUCAUUCUGAAUUUCUGUGGCAUUGCAGCGCUUCAAGCAAAUGCACGAACAAUCUUUGCUUUUUCACGUGAUGAACUUCUACCGUUUUCAAAAGUUUGGAUACGAAUGAAUAGUUACACUCAGACUCCUCUGAUUGCUGUUUGGCUAAAUGUCUUUCUUGCUGUAGGCAUCAAUCUGAUUGGGCUCGGUUCCUAUACGGCAAUUGCAGCAAUCUUUAAUGUCUGUGCAAUUGCACUUGAUUGGAGUUACUGUAUACCGAUAAUUUGUAAGUUGAUCUAUGGUGCUAAAACAGGAGGAUAUAUUCCUGGACCAUGGAAUUUAGGAAAGUUUUCGGUGCCGAUCAAUUCCUGGUCAGUGAUCUGGACGUUGUUUGUCUCAAUUAUCUUUUUAAUGCCAACAAAUCGACCGGUAACAGCAGAAAAUAUGAAUUAUGCAGUUGUCAUUCUCGUAGGAAUUCUUACAUUUGCAAUGAUCUAUUGGUUUGUUGGUGGUGCACGAAAAUACUAUACUGGACCGCGUACCAAACACCAGAUGCAGAAAGAAAACGAUAAUAUUAUUGAGUUCGUUUCUUCUCCGUAUGAAAAAGAUCAAGUAGUUAAAUUUUGA